AUGACCGUUGAAGCUGCUCGGGGUUCGAUUCAUCAGACCUAGCGGCGUGUGGCGCAGGUCGUGCAAGUAGCUGAGUUUCUAAACACCGAAAAGCUCAUUUUAGUUUAGUGAGUUUAGUUAAUUCGGGUUAGUUAGAAUUAGCGUAUCUGUCGAUCGAUUAAAAAAUGGCCGGGGAGUCUGCGAAAUUGUCUAAAAACCUGCUGAGGAUGAAGUUUAUGCAGAGAGGGCUGGACGCUGAAACGAAGAAGCAGCUGGAAGAAGACGAGAAAAGGAUCAUCAGUGAUGAGCACUGGUACCUGGAUCUGCCGGAGCUUAAAGCAAAAGAGAACCUGAUCAUUGAAGAGAAGAGCCUGGUUCCCUGUGAGGAUUUGCUCUAUGGCCGCCUGUCCUUCAAAGGGUUUAAUCCAGAGGUGGAGAAACUGAUGGUGCUGCUGAAUCCUAAAGAUGAAAAGGAGGAAGAGGAGGAGGACGUGAGCUGCAUGCAGACAGACGUCACUGAUGAAGAAAUGGCUCUGAGGUACGAGAGUUUAGUGGGCACCAUGAAGAAGAAGUUUGCAAAGAAGCGCGAGCGAGCGGCGAUGGACGAGGACGACGUCAACCAGAACGCAGUUGUGAAAAACUCGAAGAAAACCUUCUUGAAGCCCCAGGACUGAAAAUAUUUUAAUCGUGAGGAAAAACUGGAAUGUCGGAAACUAUAAACUGAACUGACGCUACACCGUUCAGUCGUCUCUGUGAGACGCAUUACUGCUGAUCGAGCUUUCAAAGGAUCAAUUCAUCGUUUCCACUCGUCGCACCGGAAGAUCCACCGAUUCUGCUUUGAGGUACACACCUCGAAACAUUCGGACUCGGACUGUGAAACAGAGGCCAACAGGAAGUUGCUGGAUGAAUUCCCACAUCAUUAAAGCUCUGCAGUGAAUCUCCAGAGGAACUAAGAUUAAUCUAAUUUGUUACAAUGUUUUAGAACUACACAGAUUGGAUUGAGUUUUUUUUAAGAAAAUGUUUUUUUUAAAACAUCUGUGCUGCUGCAGUUCCUCAUGUUAUCAAUAUAGAUGUAUAAAAAAUGUGAAUGAAGCCGACAGGAGUCUUUUUAAAUAAACCUUCAUGCAUCCUCCAUAGACAGGAUACUUCAGAAAUUUAAGAACUCAACUGAGCAGGUGUACCAUCUUUCAAAAAA
Messenger RNA from Xiphophorus hellerii (green swordtail), 1174 nucleotides. It is a transcript of the gene mphosph6, whose product is annotated as M-phase phosphoprotein 6. Bases 165 to 653 code for a protein of 162 amino acids. The record is from RefSeq and is a predicted model, not a curated record. The transcript is spliced from 5 exons. Gene Ontology annotation, biological process: maturation of 5.8S rRNA. Lineage: Eukaryota; Metazoa; Chordata; Actinopteri; Cyprinodontiformes; Poeciliidae.